AUGGCCGUGAUACUAGUAGUCGGCUGGAUAGCUGAGUCCGUCCGGGAGAUUUUUCAGAUCUCUGGGUUGACUCUGCAGUCUUUUCUCGUCUUCUGUACGGCCUUUUUCUUGGCAUGUUUCCUCUUGAAGCGCCGCAGAAACCUGCCUCCCUACCCGACAGGACGCGUGCCCGUUCUCGGGCACCUCCUCGCCUUGGGCCCGGCGCCUCACCUCAAGCUGACGGCGUGGAGGCGGCAGUACGGGGACGUCUUCACCGUCAAUUUAGGAAUGGAAGAUGUGGUGGUUCUGAACGGCUACGCUGCCGUCAAGGACGCGCUCGUGGACAGGUCCGAGCUGUUCGCAUGCAGGCCUCCAAUUUACCUGCCUCAAGCUGUUCUUGGUAACGGAAAGGACAUAGUUGGUGCACCCUGGGGACCUGAGUUCAGACAGAGAAAGAGGUUCGCCACCGCCGUCCUGAAGAACCUGGGCAUGAAGGUCGGAACCGGCAGCAUUGAGGAGAAAAUCCGAGAGGAGGCGAGCUGUCUCCGCAACAGGAUUGCAGAUUACAAUGGGGAGCCCUAUGACAUCACCCAUGACAUCAGCCUUGCGGUUGCAAACGUCAUCUGCUCCAUGCUGAUGGGGAAGCGGUAUGACUACGGAGACGAGACGUUCCGAGAACUGUCAGAAGCGGUCGCCACGGUCUUUACUGAACUUGGAGCUGGACAGAUCAUCAGCGUUUUCCCUUUUCUGCGGUUUGUUCCCGUCGUGAAUAGACCCGGCAUCAAUGCAUUGAAAGCGAGCUUCAAGAUCCAAAAUGUGAUAAAAGAGGAGAUAUCUCGCCAUCGCGAGAACCUGGAUCGCGAGAACCCGCGAGACUUCCUGGACUUCUGCCUGCUGGAGGUUGAGAAGCAGGAGAAGGUGGAGGGUCUGACGGAGGAGCACGUCUUGUACGUGGCCUUGGACCUCUUCUUUGGGGGAAUUCACACAACCACCAACACACUGCUGUGGGGUCUGCUCUACAUGACUUUGAACCCCGACAUCCAGAAUAAGGUUCAGCAGGAGCUUGAUGCCGUUGUUGGUGAGAGUCUACCAGCCCUGUCCCACCGUUCCCAGCUGCCCUACGUGAACGCCUGUCUGCUGGAGGUCAUGAGGAUCCGGCCCGUCGCAUCUCUCGUUAACCACACCACCACAGAGACGGACAAAGUGCGGGAAUAUGACAUCCCAAAGGGAACCCAGGUGAUGAUGAACAUGUACUCCCUUCACAUGGACCCCGCCUACUGGCCUGAUCCGGACCGGUUUGACCCCGGAAGGUUUCUGGAUGCGGAAGGAAACGUCAUCAACAAGCCUGAGUCCUUCAUGCCUUUUUCAGGUGGCCGACGUGUGUGUCUUGGAGAGCAGCUGGCCAGGAUGGAGCUGUUCCUGUUCUUCUCGGCCCUGCUGCAGUCCUUCACAUUCAGGACGCCAGAGGGCGCUCCACGUCCAACAACUGACGGUGCCUUUGGAAUAUCGUUGACGCCGCAUCCGUUUAAACUCUGUGCGCAUGCGAUCCCGCGUUAG
Messenger RNA from Branchiostoma belcheri (Belcher's lancelet), 1536 nucleotides. Its product is annotated as cytochrome P450 2D6-like. The record is from RefSeq and is a predicted model, not a curated record. NCBI's taxonomy places the organism in Eukaryota, Metazoa, Chordata, Leptocardii, Amphioxiformes, Branchiostomatidae. The transcript has 7 exons. The coding region runs from base 1 to 1536 and encodes 511 amino acids. Gene Ontology annotation, cellular component: cytoplasm; intracellular membrane-bounded organelle. Gene Ontology annotation, biological process: xenobiotic metabolic process. Gene Ontology annotation, molecular function: iron ion binding; oxidoreductase activity, acting on paired donors, with incorporation or reduction of molecular oxygen, reduced flavin or flavoprotein as one donor, and incorporation of one atom of oxygen; heme binding.